Malassezia globosa CBS 7966 is the source of this 1479-nucleotide messenger RNA. RefSeq lists its product as uncharacterized. The record is from RefSeq and is a predicted model, not a curated record. NCBI's taxonomy places the organism in Eukaryota, Fungi, Basidiomycota, Malasseziomycetes, Malasseziales, Malasseziaceae. Gene Ontology annotation, cellular component: nucleus. The transcript has a single exon. Bases 1 to 1479 code for a protein of 492 amino acids.
AUGAAUGAUGACAAUGAAAGUGAGCUGGAGGAUGCUGCUGUGGAAGCUAUUGUCUUGCACAGAUACAAUGCAGGGCAGGAUCGUGUCGAGUAUUUGAUUCAGUGGCAGGAUGCGACGGAUGGCGCAGCAUUUAGUUGGGAACCUGAGGAAAAUGCCGUUGAUGCAGACGAGCUUGUGUACAGAUAUUGGCGAGAGAAACGAGGAGCUGAUCACGCAGCUGCCAGAGAAUACGUCGAAGCAACUAAAAGGAACCAAGCUCUGCAUGGUGUCGAUCACCCUCCCACUAAGGCCGAGACAGUCGAUCCUAGCUCUCGCGUGGCAGCAGCUGAUACUCCUUCGAAUGUCACAGGGUCAGAGUUAGAGCCGGUGGCACGACCGACUCUCACAGCUACAACAAAUACAUCGCUGAGCGUAGCGCCGAAUUCAGUGCGAGAAUCUCAAACUGUCAACGCAGAGGGAGAGUCCACGUUAUCAGCUACCGAUUCACAACCGCGUGCAUAUGGUACAACCCAAGUAGCUCAUUUUCAGAACAGCGUGUCAAAGAUGUGCACUGGGUCAGAACCGCAUGUGGUCGAUCAUCCUCUAUCUGGCAAGCGUAUUCAGAUUCACCGAAGCACCCAAUCGAACUUGGAUCGAGAAUCUCCGACGUCGAGCCGAAGGUCCUCACCGCAUCCCACAGCUCCAGAAUCGUCGUUGAAUUCAGGUACCACACCUCUACUGACUGCGCCUAUGUCUUCUGAACCCGUGUCUUCUCAAUUCCUUCGUAAUAAAGGCGACUCUCAUGCUGUGGAUUCGUCGAUCAUCCAAUCUAUACCCGAGAAUGCUUCUAUCGAACGCGAAUUCCAAGAGCAAUUUGGUGUUGACACGACUGAACCUGUGUCUGCAGCCAAGCCACGGGCCGCUAGUGAGCCACCGCCUGGGAAUCUAUUGGUGACGAGAAAGUUGCCAGCUUAUGGGAAUCCUGUAACGAAUGCAAACAGUUUUUGCUCACCAGUGACUCUAACACCCUCACUCUCAAAUCUUGUUCCAAAGACCGCGUCUGAUGACCCUGCGAAGCAUGCAACUGCGAUCUUAGAGAGCAAAAGGCCUCGCUUGGAUUCAGACGAUCCUUCUCUUGCCAAAAAGCACUCUAAUACGUAUGCGAAAGACUGGGCGUCGUCGUCAAGUUCUAUGUCAUUUACACCGGCACCCAAAGGUGAAAAGAAGAAAUUCGUCGAUCAGACACAGGAGCCGGAGAAGGAGGAGUCUGGUGACUGGGAUGCAGUGCGUGUUCGGGUACUCACAUUGCGCCGCCAAGAUGCAGAACUGCAUGCUCUUCUCCAGUUUCCACACGGGACAUAUCUUCAUCCAGUUAGUGUCGCGAAGAAGCGCUGUCCGCAGGCCCUACUUGCCUUUUACGAGAGUCGCGUCCGUUUCACUCCCCCGGCAGAGAAUGCGGAUGCAGCACAUUCUAUGCCGCGCGAUUGCCCAACGACAUGA